This is a messenger RNA of Impatiens glandulifera, 985 nucleotides long. Its product is annotated as RING-H2 finger protein ATL40-like. The transcript has a single exon. The coding region runs from base 56 to 760 and encodes 234 amino acids. The record is from RefSeq and is a predicted model, not a curated record. Lineage: Eukaryota; Viridiplantae; Streptophyta; Magnoliopsida; Ericales; Balsaminaceae.
UUGAUCAAUUACUCUUUCUCUCUCUACCUCCUUUUUUACAAAGUCUCCGGCGACAAUGGGACAAGACGACGACAAUAUGCCGCCGCCGCAUUUUAGUAAAGACGAAUUGAACGGCGUUAACAGCAAGAUCAUGAUAUCCGCCAUCGCUUCUUUAUCCUUCGUCAUAAUCCUAGUCAUAGUUCUUCACAUCUACGCCCGUUGCUUAAUCCGCCGUCAAGAACGGCGAACAAUCGCCCUUCGACAGCUACGUAUGACGUCAAUCUCAGUCGACCACCUCAUCAUUCCGGACAGGCCCGGUCUAGAUCCCGCCGUCAUCGCUUCUCUUCCAAUUUUCCCCUUCAAAAAGGAAACAACAACAGAUGAUGAUGAAUCACAGAUUGAAUGUUCUGUUUGCCUUAGUUUAUUAGAACAGAAUGAAAUGGUUAGGAAAUUGCCGAAUUGUAAUCAUACUUUUCAUUCACAGUGUAUUGACAUGUGGCUUGGAUCUCAUUCCACGUGUCCGGUUUGUCGGACGGAAGCAGAGCCGAAACCAGGUGUUCAAUUGUUGCCGCCGGAGUCAAGUCAUCAGCUUCCGACCGCGCCGCCGUUAGAUGGAACCGAUGGAACUUCCGGUCCGACGGUUAAAGUUGGUGGGUCGAGUUCAAGGCUGAGCUCUUUCCGGCGAAUACUUAGCCGGGAAAGAUCUUCCCGGCGAGUUCAAUCUUGUGUUCAAGACGAUGUCGUAUUGGAUCUUGAGAGACAACAGCAGCAGCAGCAAUAGUUGUAAUAGUCAAAGGUCAACUUUAAAUUUAUAUAAUUAUUUUGCACUUAAUUUAUAAGAAUAAAUUUUGUUUUUAAGUUAUGUAUACCAAAAUACUUUAGUUUUUAUUUAUGAUUUUUUUUUUCAUGGUAUAAAAUUAGGUUAAAAAGUUUGAGUGUUUAAAAAAUUAAAAGAAAACAAAAGAAGAAUUAGUUUGAGAAACUAGGGUAAUUGGAUUUUGAUGUA